AUGCAGCAGGGAGCCCCGUCGAUCACCAGCCCAACCACUCCUCAGCAAGCACUUGACAAGACCGUCUUGGAUGAGGUCCAGGCGUCAGAAAACCUCGAGGCGCAGACCCCAAAGGAUGCAGAGGCGCAGGCCGACGCAGAUGGGAAACAUAUGCGAAUUUCUACAAUUGCUCCCUUCGAUUCCACGAUUCCUCCCUUUGAUCCAACAACUGCUACCUUUGAUCCGAUGCAAAUGGACCGAGAAGUUGUUCUUCAAAAACUCCUUGAUUUCAGUCACUAUGGGCCACGUCUUGAAGCGGAAGGUUAUCGCCUGCAUACUAUCUACCCUCCGAAAUUUUACAACAGCACCAUUCCACGCCACCAAUACAAAUACUCUCCGAUAGUCCCUCGUGAUACUCCAGGCAUUCGAGCGGUACUGGUUGUUGAUUGUGAGGUGGUAAAAAACAAGAACAAUCUUCGCAUGCUUGCCUCUGUGAGCGCUAUUGACUUCUUCACGAAGGAGAUCCUUGUCAACAGUCUUGUUGAGCCAGCAGGCGAAGUUGUGGACUGGUUAUCACACCGGAGUGGUGUGACACAGAAAAAGAUGAAAUCGGCCCGUCGUUCGGGAACCAUCAUGCAGAAAUGGCAAGACGCCCGUGAAGAACUCUGGAAAUUCAUGGAUCCGAAGACCAUAUUGAUCGGUCACACCCUCGUACAAAGCCUUGAAGUUCUCGGAAUCAUGCAUGGAAACAUUGUGGACACUGCGAUUGUGACCUCAGAGGCUGUCCUACACCCCGCAUCGCAGGACGAGCAACUUCGCCGCAAAUGGAGUCUGAGGGUCCUCUGGUAUUGGUCUCGUAACUUUUCUCGUGAUGGUGUUGGGAUCUGCUUGGCGACCCUGUUUAGGAUGACAGGGCUUGUUUGCCUCCAUAGAGUAGAUCGACUUCGCUCUCUCCUCUCUCUCCUUCUUUUCCCCGUCCUUUUUGGUAUGAAUACUAUUGCAUUCAUCAUACUUCUUCUUGCAUACGUAUUCUAUCAUAUGGUCCUCAGCAAGGAAUUUCUGAAAAUUGAGAUCCAAAGCAAGGCUACUGGACACACCUCUCUGCUCGACACCUUUGCAAUCCGUAAUGUGAUUAUCCGGUGCAUUGCGGAUGAAAAAGGACUACGAGCUUGGGCUGAAAAUGCCAGUAUUGAGAACCAGCAAGGACUGACUCAGCGGAUGAAAAAGGGCAAGCGUCGCCUUGAGAAAUGGAAAGCUCUAAAAAAGGCUGAGUGCAAGAAACGUGCCCAUAUUGACACCAAGGAGGGCCCCAAGGAUACUUAA
Messenger RNA from Penicillium salamii, 1302 nucleotides. The record is from the annotation of a GenBank genome assembly. NCBI's taxonomy places the organism in Eukaryota, Fungi, Ascomycota, Eurotiomycetes, Eurotiales, Aspergillaceae.